AAUGCUUUUUUUAAACUGUCUGUUUGCUGGUCUAGCAAAAUUUUGGGUUUAGUAAUAUCUCAUACACUGAAUACAUAUACACGUACACAGACACGAGAUGCCCUAUCUUUAUGGGAUCGCGGACACCAAGUUCCUGGUCGGGAAGGGCAUUCAGAAGAAGAAGAAGAAGAAGCAGAACGAAUAUCCGCCCAUCAAGUUCCGCAACCAUCCCCAGAACGCGGGUCACGUGAAAUUUGAUCGUAAUGCCUGGCCCAUUCAGUUUCGGGUCCAGCCCGAUUCCCUUGUCGAGCUGUGCGUAAAUGUUGUCGACAAAUUGCCCCUGCCCACGGUUUAUGAAUGGAACGACAUGGACAUUCGGCGCUGGAUCAAAGGCUAUGGCUACCCGCAGUAUAUGAACACGUUCCGCGUGAACAUGAUCUGGGGCAGGAAGCUGCUGCUGCUGGACGCUGAUGCUUUGGCGGCGAUGAAUAUCAAGGACUUUGAGCACAUCAAGCAUAUUACGUACGGCAUACGGAUGCUGUUUCACUUCGAGCUGGCGAAAUUCUCGCGCAGCAUCUCGCUGCCGGACGAGAAUCCCAACGAGCUGUAUCUGCUGUGGCACACGCAGACCGGCCUCAACUAUGAUGCAGUGCGUCGCUCGGAUCUGUACAGGCGCAUGCAGCUGAUACGGGAGCGUGCCCUCAAUCUGGACCAUUGGGACAUGCUCGAGAUGUGGCUGCGCCGGGAGCGUGAACGCAAAUACACGGAACUGAUUGCCCUGGUGCCGCGCCGCAAUAUGUAUCGCUGUCCCCCGGCGACGGAGAUCGCCUCCGAGGCGGAGUUACAGACCAUCGAGGAUCCGAUCUGUCAUGUCUGCAUACCGCCCUGCGAGUGCGAAUGGCGCGAACGGGAUACACGGCUGCCGUGGCGCAUCAAAUGCAUCAAGCCGUCGAUAAUAUCGCUGCCGGCGACGCACAGCAAAUGGAUCGCCCAUCAGAGUACGUGCGUCCAUUGCAUACCGCCAUGCGAGUGCCGCUGGCCGUCCCGUUAUUAUUUAACCGGCACGGUUAUCAAGUGUCUGCAGCACAGUUUUCCCGAAAAGUUUGCGCCCAUUUUCGAUGAGCGUAUCACGACGGUGGUGCGGCCCAGUCUGGUGGAACGUUGGACGCGCUUCUCGAUUUGACACCGUAUACCGAGUACUUCGAGUACUUAGCACACUUCUCAUGCAGUAUUCGAGUACUGCCGUCGAGUAUUCGAGUAUUUGUAGCACUUCACAUGGACUAUUCGAGUACUUUGCAUACUUCCCAUCGAUGAUUCGAGUACUUUGCACAGUUCACAUAGAAUACUGUCGAUUGUUGUUCGCGUUGACUUGUCUCUCAUUUACUUUACCAAAACAUCAAUAAAAGUAACUU
Molecule: messenger RNA, 1391 nt
Organism: Drosophila novamexicana
Lineage: Eukaryota; Metazoa; Arthropoda; Insecta; Diptera; Drosophilidae
Exons: 2
Coding region: 98-1162 (354 amino acids)
Molecular function (GO): protein binding
Source: RefSeq, a predicted model, not a curated record